GAGAGAGCGAGAGGGUGGGGUGUAGAGAGCAUGUGAGAGUGAGAGAAUGCUAGACAGGGAGGGAAAAGUGAGAGAAAAGAAACAGAAAAAGGAGUAACUUCCUCGUUGCUACAUGAAAACAUAGUAAUACAAUUUAUUGCAAAGGGUCAAGGUUGGGGAGGACCACCUGACCACCUGACUCCACAGCUCCCAACUGACAGAGGGACAGAGAGAGAUGCACACCUGUUCAUUUGGAACACUCAGACAUGUGUUACUAAUCUGGUAACACAGGUUGGGGACCUGGACAAGUUUGGCUGCAAGAGGGGUUGGAUCAAAGCCACAGCCCAAAGGUGGGUUCCAAGGGAUCGGGCAUCUACCAUCCACUAUUCAGAUUCAGUGGGUUUGGAUCAAUUGACCCUCUGAGUUUCAACCUUCUCACAGAUUCUGGAAGGAUUUAAACUAUGAUUUAGCAUGGUUGAGACAAGAAGACUGCAAAGACAGACAUUGGUUUACUGGAAUUUGUCAUAUCUUCACAAAGGAUAGAUUUUUUUACUGAAACUGUGUGUGGAAACUGACAUUUUCAAUUGUCAAAACAGAUAAACUAACAUCCCCAGGACACCCAAGAGUUCACAACCAUUUCAGACAAUAUGCACUGCCUUCCUCUUCCUUGUUCAUCUUUGCCACGCCCCAUAAUGUCCGUAAGCCCCACCUUGUUCCUUGGACUAAUUCUGUUCCUCCAAUGUGGUCCCCCGAGGGCCAGGGCUCAGAAUGACACUGAGCCAAUCGUGUUGGAGGGGAAGUGCCUGGUGGUUUGUGACUCCACCCCCUCAUCGGAACCUUCGGGUAACGCUCUGGGGAUGUCGGUGCGGUCGGGGACUGGUCGAGUGGCAUUCUCCGCUGUCAGGAACACCAACCACGAACCCUCAGAGAUGAGCAACCGUACUAUGACCAUAUAUUUUGACCAGAUCCUUGUGAAUGUGGGCAGCCAUUUUGAUCCAGCACGGAGCAUCUUCGUGGCGCCUAGAACAGGAGUCUAUAGUUUCUGUUUCAACGUGGUCAAGGUCUAUAACCGACAGACCAUUCAGGUGAGUCUGGUUUUAAAUGGACAUCCGAUCAUCUCAGCCUUUGCCGGGGACCAAGACGUGACCAGGGAAGCAGCCACCAACGCUGGCUUGGUCACCAUGGAGAGAGGAGAUAAGGCUUAUCUCAAACUGGAGAGAGGGAACCUGAUGGGGGGAUGGAAAUACUCCACCUUCUCUGGGUUUCUGGUGUUUCCUUUGUAAGAAUGGAUGGGGGAAGGGGAGGGAGAGACGAGGGGGAGGAAUGUGGUGAGAUAGGAGUGAGAGAAUAAGAGAUGGGUAAGCAAGUGAGUGAUGGGAUAAAUCGAGAGGACGUGAGAGAUAGAGAGAGGGAGGGAGAGAGGAUAGGAUGUGAAAGAGAUAGAGGACAAGACAGACUGAGGAGGAGUUUGUAUAACAAAGGAGGAGGAGUUUGUAUUACAAAGGAGGAGUUUGUAUCACAAAGGGGGAGGGGUUUUGUAUUACAAAGGAGGAGUUUGUAUCACAAAGGAGGAGGAGUUUUUAAUCACAAAAUCCUGAAUGGUACCAUUUUGCAAUAGACUUUUUUCUAUACACUGCUCCAGCAUAUGAAUGAUACUGUAGAUCGUACAGUAGGUGUCAUGCUUGUGUAUUGUGGAUCGUAUUCAACUUCCUUUGAUGCAUGAAAUGCUAAUAAUGACAUAAUAAUAAUAAUAAUUACAUAGAAAUAAUAAUUGUUCUAAAGGUAAUAAAAGACAAUGGAAUCUUUGUAGGUAAAGAUCAAUCAAGGACAGGCUUAACUGAAUGAACAACAGAGACAGAAUGUAAUCUGGCAUUUUAUUGUAUAGUUUUGGGGUAUGGCCUCGUCGCUGAGGAAUGCUACUUGGAGCAAGAUGAUGAUGACAGGUAGCCCUAUGAUGGGCAGCUGGCAUCGAACCACCCCACCCCCCUACUCUGAUAUACUUUAUGAAUGCAGGCCCAGAUCAGAAAUGUAAUCAUAAGGGUGACACUGUAACUGUAUAAUAGAAGUUGACCUUACCACAGAUCUAGGAUCAGAUUCUAUGAUUCUAUGCUCCCUAUGAUAACCUCAACUGUUUGGGAGAUGACAUAAAAUCUAACCCUGAAUCAGUAUUGAAAGGGAUUACUUCCACCUUCUCCAAAGCUGUGCAUGUGUUUGUGCUGUAAAUAGUGCGGACACCUUCAACGCUUCGAGUGGAGGAGUCUGGGACUCCUGCAGUUCACCCUGGUGGAUCCUGCGGCAGAUGGUAUUUUUGGCGAGGUGUGUGUGUGUGUGUGUGUGUGUGUGUGUGUGUGUGUGUGUGUGUGUGUGUGUGUGUGUGUGUGUGUGCGUGUGUGUGCGUGUGUUGCCUAUGGGUUUCAUACCGUACACUGUCACAACCAAUUUCUCUCGCUGCUUGAAUACCGAGAGGAGGCAUGUAAGAAUAUUUAGGAGGGGGUGUUGGUUUAUUCUUUAAAGAUGUGUGUGUUUAUAGAAGUGUUAAUAUAAGAUUAUAAGCUUAAUAUGUACUGAUAUACAGUUGAAGUCGGAAGUUUACAUACACCUUAGCCAACUACAUUUAAACUCAGUUUUUCACAAUUCCUGAAAUUUAAUCCUAGUAAACAUU
Messenger RNA from Oncorhynchus kisutch (coho salmon), 2641 nucleotides. Its product is annotated as cerebellin-1-like. Lineage: Eukaryota; Metazoa; Chordata; Actinopteri; Salmoniformes; Salmonidae. Gene Ontology annotation, biological process: maintenance of synapse structure. The transcript is spliced from 4 exons. The record is from RefSeq and is a predicted model, not a curated record. Gene Ontology annotation, cellular component: synaptic cleft; glutamatergic synapse. Bases 627 to 1262 code for a protein of 211 amino acids. Gene Ontology annotation, molecular function: protein binding.